UUUACUAUGAAAAAAAAAGCGGAAGGGAAUAUCUGUGGGUGUGUCAGCAGCGCAUAUAAAUAAGGAACCUGCUUGCUCACAGAGAAGUAAGUGUGUUCCUGAAAGACUUCCGAACUCCUGCUGCUCUGAAGACACAAUGGCAUCAUCAUCCCCUCUGUCCAAGGCCAACACCAGCUUCUGUCUGGAUCUGUUCAAACAGCUGAGUGACAAGGACAAGGCAGCAAAUGUCUUCUUCUCUCCUUUUAGCAUCUCCUCAGCCCUGGCUAUGGUGAUGCUGGGGGCCAGAGGCAACACUCACACACAGAUGUCAGAGGCCCUCAGCUUCUGUGAGAAGAUGCAGUCUGAAGAAGAGCAGCAGCAGCCACAGCAACUACAGCAGCUACAGCAGCCGUGGCAGCAGAUGGUGAAGAUGGAGCUCUGUCUGGAUGACAUCCACGCUGAAUUCAGUGAACUACUGAAGACACUCAACAAGGCGGACGCUCCUUACUCCCUCAGUGUUGCCAACAGACUGUACGGAGAGCUUUCCUUCCAGUUUGUUGAGGAUUUCUUAGGAGAAACCAUGAAGCACUACAACGCAGAGUUAGAGUCUGUUGACUUUAAAACCAGUCAUGAGGCAGCAAGGCUCAACAUCAACGGCUGGGUGGAGAAGAACACACAAGGUAAAAUCAAGAAUUUGCUGGCCAAAGGUGUGGUGGACAGCAUGACCAGUAUGGUGCUGGUUAAUGCCAUCUACUUCAAAGGCAAAUGGGACAAGCCCUUUGAGAAGAGUUCCACAAAAGAUGCUCAGUUCAGAAUCAACAAGAAUGAGACUAAGCCAGUGAAGAUGAUGCACCAGAACAGUACUUUCGCCUUGGGCUUCAUUGCUGAGAUCUUUUGCCAGGUCCUUGAGAUUCCUUACAAAGGGGAGGAGCUCAGCAUGCUCAUCUUUCUCCCCAUGGAUAUAGACGACAGUUCAACUGGUUUGGAGAAGCUGGAGAAGGAGCUGACCUAUGACAACUUUAUGGAGUGGACUCAUUCAGACAGAUUGUCUCUCUCUGAUGUUGAGGUGGGCCUGCCUCAAUUCAAGCUGGAGGAGAGUUAUGACAUGGGGGCUGUCUUGGCCAGCAUGGGCAUGGUGGAUGCCUUUGAUGCAAGAAUGUGUGACUUCUCAGGCAUGUCUUCUUCCAACAACCUGGUGAUGUCAAAAGUCAUCCACAAGGCUUUCGUGGACGUUAAUGAGGAGGGAACCGAGGCUGCGGCUGCCACUGCUGUCAUCAUGAUGCUGACCUGUGUACUAAGGCCUCGAGGCACCUUCAUUGCAGACCAUCCCUUCCUUUUCUUCAUCCGACAUAACCCCACCAAAACUGUUUUGUUUUCUGGCCGCUAUAGCUCCCCUCAGUGAGCACGACAUUGCUGAAAAAAAUACGAGAAACUACGGCAUUGGAUUUUUGCUGUUGUUUGCAUCACUGCUGAUAUUCUCUUUAUCCUGAAUACUGUGAUAAAAUCCCGUCGCAGCUAGAUCUUUCCUUGGUGAUCCUGUCAAGUGCAGGUAUAUGUAAUUGCACAACGACGCAUAUAACAAAUAUAGACUAAAAAGAACAAGAGUUUACAUGAAGUGUUGAACUAAGACCUGGUGAUUUCUUUUGAGUGUUCUUUUGCUUUUACGCAUGAAAUAAAAGUGUGUGAUUCCCAAA
Molecule: messenger RNA, 1673 nt
Organism: Pleuronectes platessa (European plaice)
Lineage: Eukaryota; Metazoa; Chordata; Actinopteri; Pleuronectiformes; Pleuronectidae
Product: leukocyte elastase inhibitor
Exons: 10
Coding region: 137-1381 (414 amino acids)
Biological process (GO): negative regulation of endopeptidase activity
Molecular function (GO): serine-type endopeptidase inhibitor activity
Source: RefSeq, a predicted model, not a curated record